AUGCUGUCCCGACGGACUACGGACUUGAACGCCAACAGCCUUUCAGCCGCAAACUCAUCCACUAUUGUCCGAUUUCCAAUCGAUUACGUCGAAUCCGAUGAUAUUGAGUCGACGGCGAGCGCUUCGUCGACCGACUCAUCAGCAUCGCAGAAAGCGUUUCUCGAAAUCCUAGACCGAGAAGCUCCAGCAAAGGACUUCGCCCAGGUCAGGGAAGAGGCGAAGCAACGUAAGCCAGGUGAUCAACCUGUCUGGCCAGAGUCAUACUACGCGUGGCCGAGCAAUGCGUUCGCCGGUUAUGUUGCGGCCAUGUGUUCCAUUCGAGCUGCAUUAUUCCAUGGUACCUGCGCAAACAUUACUUUUGCCCCCUUUGCGCUUUGCCGUACAUCACCGAGGGGCGUGAGGGAUCAGACCCAACAUAGUAUAGUAGAGACUUGA
Clonostachys rhizophaga is the source of this 435-nucleotide messenger RNA. Lineage: Eukaryota; Fungi; Ascomycota; Sordariomycetes; Hypocreales; Bionectriaceae. The record is from the annotation of a GenBank genome assembly.